AUGAAGUUCCUCUUCAAUCUACUCGUGAUUUCGAGUGUAUUGGCCUUUACCACUAAAGCACAGUCUCAAUAUAACGUCGGCUGCUCUAAGCACAAAACACUCCUCCUUUGUACUGGUGAACAACCCAAUGAAGAUGAUCUUCAAAGUUCUGAACUUCAAACCAUUAUGAUGGUGAAACUUCCCGAAGGCACUUGGCUGUCCCUAGAGAAACCACAAGUAGCAACAGGUGAAAUUCAGAAAAUUGAAAUCAAAUUCUCCUCCCUAGCCAAAGUUGACCCUGGCUAUUUUGAAAGUGUCAGUGGGAGGAAUAAGCUCAAAAGGUUAGAAUUUCGUAAUGUUGAUGGCUCACUUGUUUUGGACAAGAAUGUGCUCAAGGGGUUAGAGAAGUCGUUAAAUUACUUGUCUGUUUUCUACGGUUUAAAAGUGAACAUUGCCGAUUUGACUGUAUUAGAAAAUCUUAUUCAUCUGGACCUUAUUAACACCACGAUUAUUGGAACACUGGCCGAUUUCGAAAAACUCCUUCAGCCACUACGAUCGCUUGAAAUUAAAGAUUGCAAUGUCAACCAACUACCUUGGGAUGCAUUGGCUAAGUGGGUUAGUAGUGGUGAAUCAAAACGACUCAAAAUUCAUGAGAACAAAUGGAUGUGCGAUUGUUCAAUUGCUAAAAUCAAACACCUUCAGUCAGGUAUAAUUCAAAGGUAA
Messenger RNA from Rodentolepis nana, 702 nucleotides. The record is from the annotation of a GenBank genome assembly. NCBI's taxonomy places the organism in Eukaryota, Metazoa, Platyhelminthes, Cestoda, Cyclophyllidea, Hymenolepididae.